AUCGGCGGUGCACUGUGUCCCUCGAACACAGCGGAUCACGGAAAGAGCCGAAGAUGUUGGCUCGGUCAUGUGAUCAGCUGUUUCCAAUCACAGCUGAUCACAUGGGACAUGUACAUUGAUCAUCAGGGCACUGAUGAUCAGUGUGCCCUGAUGAUCAGUGUAGCCCCAGCAAUGCCUUCUGUCAGUGCUCAUCAGUGCCUCAUGCCAGUGCCCAUCAGUGCCACAUAUCAGUGCUUACCAGUGCACAUCAAUGCCAAAUAUCAGUGCCCAUCUGAGCUGCCUUUCAGUGUCACCCAUCAGUGCCACCUAUCAGUGCUGCCAGUCAGUGCUCCCUUUCAGUGCCCAUUAUUGAUGCCUGUCAAUGCCCAUCAG
Staurois parvus is the source of this 372-nucleotide messenger RNA. The record is from the annotation of a GenBank genome assembly. Lineage: Eukaryota; Metazoa; Chordata; Amphibia; Anura; Ranidae.